GGAACCACUUAAUACGAUUUCACCUUCCCUAUAUAUCUCCCACAGAAAAACAAAAUACAAUGAUUAAAAAAUCGUGUCAAACCAAAUGUCUUUUUUUUUUCAAGUGUCAAACCAAAUGUCCUAACUCGAGUAUCUAUUCUCAUCGGAAUCACUUCUUACGUUUUCUCUCACUAAAUUCAUACCUAAAGAGUUUUGUAAUUUUUGUUUGGCCAGAAGAAGAUGGAGUCUGGUAAUAGUAGUAGCAUGCAAUCUUCAAGCGGAGGAGGAGGAGGAGGAGAAGAAUACGAUUCUCGCGCCGGUGAUCAAUCCAUCUCAGCCUUCUUCGACCACCACAACCACCACGUGGUAUCUUUACCUCGGCCACAACAAAACCACAUCAACCCCCUUCACUUCGACCACAACAACUCUCUAUUACAACAAAAUUACUUCAAUAGUAACAGCAACGGUACCUUCUUGCCCGUAAACCAACAAUCCGACCCGGUUACUCAACCUGAACUCCGAACCUUCACCACCACGUCAUCAGUUCCUCCUAACAACGUAGGAGUAACCAAGAAAACCAAGAAAAGAUCUCGAGCAUCAAGGCGAGCACCAACGACGGUUCUAAAGACGGAUACUUCGAAUUUCCGAGCGAUGGUUCAAGAGUUCACAGGGAUCCCAUCUCCGCCGCUAUUCAACAACAACUCCGUCGUGAACACCACGCGCCUCAAGACAUUCCUCGGCUUGUCUUCUUCAUCGCCAAACUCUUACUACAACAGCAGCAACAACAACAUCUUGUUACAACCUUUCGCUCAAAAACUCCUCCCAACGUCUCCUCUCCUCUCCGGAUCACAGAUUCAGCAAUAUCAAAACCCUAACAACAGCUUUGAGGAUAUGAAUCUACAGUCUCUUCUUCAAACUCAGAUUUCAAACCCUAGAAGCAAUAUUCAGUUUGGUCUUGGUAUGUUGCAGAGUCAAUCUAUUACUCCUCAGACGACGACCACAGUGGCUAACGGGAACAAAACCACUGGUGAAAAUGGUGGUUACGGUGUUUCUGAUCAUGAUCAUAAUAAUGACAAUACUUGGUUAUGUUCAUCUUCCGACCAAAGAACAUAGAAGUGUUUAUAACUUUAUAUAUACACAUUGUCCGAAUUCCGGAAUAUCCAAGCUAAUCUCUUGGCAUAUGCUUAUUCAUUUCAACAAAUUAAAGAUAGCAUGUGUAGGAUAAUUAAGUUACUAGUUUAUGAUUCUAUAUAUGUUCGUAUGAUUAAACACUUUUUGAAUAAUUAUUUUUAAUUUUAGGGUUCUUUCAAAAUUAGUUAAUCCAUGCUUCUUAUUUUGUUUUAUCUUAGUUUUCCAUAGUACCUCUUGGUAAGUAUUUGUUUGUAGUUGGAUUACAUUUAAAUCACACUUUCUUUA
Messenger RNA from Brassica napus (rape), 1395 nucleotides. RefSeq lists its product as uncharacterized. The record is from RefSeq and is a predicted model, not a curated record. The transcript has a single exon. Bases 220 to 1092 code for a protein of 290 amino acids. Lineage: Eukaryota; Viridiplantae; Streptophyta; Magnoliopsida; Brassicales; Brassicaceae.